UCGUGCGCCCACGCUACAUGCGUUAAGCGUGCCGGGUGAUUUAUUCCCCAAGAUUCUUCCAGCCAGACAGCCAGUGGUCAAUCGAAGGUUAAGAAAACAAAAGGUUCCAAUAUCCCAGCUGCCGCACGUAAAUCUCAACUGCCUUUCAUAAAUCUCGACGGCCACUAUAUAUAUCCUUGAGCGGACCGCACGGCUGGAGAUCCCGCCUCCUGUAGGCUCCCCUUCCCCCCUCGACUUGGCCGCCGGCCGCCGCGCGCGACCGUGCCGGAGAUCGGAUGCUCUUGCUCCUUCCGUGUUUCCGACUUUUCUGGGGUAGGCUAAGGUGAAGGCAAUUAUCAUGGGACUCGAGAUAGCAGGUGCAGAGUCACCUGCAGUAAAGGGGAAGUUCUGGGGCAUACUUGUGUGCUGGUUUUUGGGCAAUGGAAGCCUUUUCGCAUGGAACAGUAUGCUUACCAUCGAAGACUACUAUGUCUCUCUGUUCCCGAACUACCAUCCCACAAGAGUUCUUACGCUAGUUUACCAGCCUUUUGCCUUUGGAAUAACCUGCAUCCUGACAUACCAUGAAGCAAAACUCAACACGAGGCGCAGAAAUCUGUUGGGAUUUGCACUUUUCUUCCUUAGCUCUUUCGCGUUAAUACUGCUGGAUGUUGGUACUAAAGGACGAGGUGGAAUUGCAGUAUACAUUGGUGUAUGCAUAAUCAGUGCCUUUUUUGGGACGUCUGAUGCGCUUGUUCAAGGUGGCUUGGUUGGUGACCUUUCCUUGAUGUGCCCAGAGUUCAUUCAGUCCUACCUGGCGGGUUUGGCUGCAUCAGGAGUUCUAACAUCAGUUUUGAGAUUAAUUACAAAGGCAGCUUUUGAGAAUUCACAAAAUGGUCUUCGAAAUGGAGCUAUGCUAUUCUUUUCAAUAACAUGUAUCUUCGAGCUAGUUUGCCUCGUUCUAUAUGCAUAUGUCUUCCCCAAAUUACCUAUCGUGAAGUACUACCGGGCAAAGGCAGCCUCCGAAGGGAGCAAGACUGUUGGCAGUGACCUUGCUGCUGCAGGACUCAAAACUGAUCAAGAUAGACAAGUUGAGGAGGAUCCGCAAAAGCACGAACGUUACAGCACCAAACAGCUGCUGAUGCAGAACAUAGACUACGCGCUUGAUAUUUUCCUGAUAUACAUCUUGACCCUAUCAAUCUUCCCUGGAUUCUUAUCUGAAGACACUGGAACACACGGUCUGGGGACAUGGUACGUGCUUGUGCUGAUCGUGAUGUACAAUGGGUUAGAUCUGAUUGGUAGGUACGUGCCACUGAUCAAGUGCCUGAAGCUCACCAACCGGAAGGGCCUGAUGGCUGCGAUCCUUGCGCGCUUCCUGUUCAUCCCAGCGUUCUACUUCACCGCCAAGUACGGCGACCAAGGUUACAUGAUCUUCCUGACGUCUUUCCUGGGCCUGACCAACGGCUACCUCACCGUGUGCGUCCUCACCGAUGCGCCCAGCGGAUACAAGGGACCGGAGCAGAACGCUCUGGGGAACGUGCUUGUCGUCUGCCUCCUUGCCGGCAUAUUCUCCGGUGUAGUGCUUGACUGGCUGUGGUUGAUUGGCAAGGGCUGGUGAUGAGCUUUGCUUUUCUGUUUUCUCCCCUCUUCUGUCCUCUGUUUGGGUGUGUGGGAACCGUGCGAAUGUUGCAGAAACAAGGAUAUUACAGUCUUCUGUUCAAAAAGAAACAAGGAUAUUACAGUAGUGCAAUAGUACAUAUAUUUUUGAGAAAUACAGUACUACUCCGUAGUGCAGAGUAUAUUUCAAGUGGUUAUUAUUGCUCUCUUCUUCUUGUCUUUUUGAAAGACUGUAAAGCUUAAUCUGGUCAGGGUGCAUGUUUGUAAAUCACACGAGUCAUGACGUAGCUGCGACGUGUUGUUUUUCUCA
This is a messenger RNA of Brachypodium distachyon (stiff brome), 1903 nucleotides long. Its product is annotated as equilibrative nucleotide transporter 3. Gene Ontology annotation, cellular component: plasma membrane. Lineage: Eukaryota; Viridiplantae; Streptophyta; Magnoliopsida; Poales; Poaceae. Gene Ontology annotation, molecular function: nucleoside transmembrane transporter activity. The record is from RefSeq and is a predicted model, not a curated record. Bases 338 to 1594 code for a protein of 418 amino acids. Gene Ontology annotation, biological process: nucleoside transmembrane transport. The transcript is spliced from 10 exons.